ACUCGACGCAGCGUGUUGUUCCAUCGCUGCUGCCAGAAAAGCAUUCCAUCUGAACGACAGUCAACAGCCAACAAAACAGUCCACUUUUGGCCAGAAACAAAAGAGCAUCCCAGCCAAAAAAGCGAGCGGAGAAUUCAAAUUUUAAUUCUUCUCGACCAGAGUGAACUAUUAUUUUUUUUUCUGAAUUUGUGCUUAUGUGUUUCGAGUGUUAAUUGGAAAAACUUGAUUUACCAAAAAAUUUGAAAGUGCAAAUUUGUUUCGGAAAAGCCACUCAAAGAACAGGUAAACAGGGGAAUUUGCCAAGGAAAUUAUCAUCAUCGAGUCACGUAAUUAAAACGAAACGUAAGACUCGAGAAAGGAGAGCAAAUAUUUGCAUUUACCGGCGGUGAAGGCGGCGGUAAGGGAACAUCGCUGGCGGGGCUAAUAAUAAACUAAGGGCGAAUAACGCAGGACUAAGGACCAAGGACCAACAACUACCGACCGUUAACGUGGCCAUAACAGUUUGCCAGUUAGCGCUACAGUUACCGCUACAGUUACAGUUACUGCUCCACUUACACUGACUGCUGAUAAUAAAACGUCACAGAGCGAAUCGAAGAAAAAAACAAAAAAAAAACACAGAAGGGCUCACUGAGCGAAAAGCGAGGGGUGUUGAUCCAUCAACAAGGACAUCCAGGACAUCGAGAACACCCAGUAAAGCCAAUUCCAAGGAUUGCAGGAUGCGGGGCCGUCACUUGCGUCGCCGAUUCAGCCUGCAGCCCUCGUUCAUGAAGGAUGACAACGCCGAGGACAAGCCAAAGCGUGACAAAGUGGGCAGGAAUAACGCAGUGGACGAUGCCAUCGGUCCGGCCAACGCGCGCCACAAAAUCGUCGUCAUGGGCUCUGCAAAGGUGGGCAAGACGUCGAUAAUCACCCAGUUUCUGUACAACACAUUCAGCACCAAGUACAAGAGGACCAUCGAGGAGAUGCACCAGGGCAACUUCUCCAUCGCCGGCGUCAGUCUCACCCUCGAUAUCCUUGACACCGCCGGUUCCUAUGAGUUUCCGGCGAUGCGUGCUCUUUCCAUAUCCUCGGCGGAUGCUUUCAUCCUGGUCUACGACGUCACCGAUGCCACAACUUUCGAGGAGGUACGCACCAUUCGCGACCAGAUCCACGAGACGAAGGCCACCACCGCGGUUCCAAUUGUGGUUGUGGGCAACAAGAUCGACCUUUUAGCCGACGGAGAAACCGAGCGCGAAGUUGAGUACGCCACCACAGAAUCGGUGGUUACUGUGGACUGGGAGAAUGGGUUUGUGGAGGCCUCGGCUGCCAGCAAUGAGAACAUCACUCAGGUGUUCAAGGAGCUGCUGGCCCAGGCGAAGAUCACCUACAACCUGAGUCCGGCCCUGCGGCGUCGCCGGCAGUCGUUGCCGCAGCAGAUCGGCAACAAUGGACCGGGCACCCCGUUGCACCACCACCACCACCACAGCCACCACCACCAGUCGCAGCACCACCACAAUUCCGGGGGCGGCUCAUCCGCCUCCACCUCGGCGGCCGCUGCAGCAGCGUCCUCAUCCGGCGGAUCCGGUGGCUCCCAUGCCCCCACUCCGGCCCAGCUGCAGCACCUCCAGCGAAUCCAGGAGCGGAGUUUGGGCGCCAAGCGCAACUCGUGCACCAUCUCCUAAAGCAGCGGAAUCCGGGGAUUCGAAAGUCGCACCACGGCAGCUUAAAAAAAAAAAAAAACAAACUAAAGCUAAACUAAACGGUCUCCUACAAAACGGUUUUCAAUACUUCUCCAAUAAUGCAAAACAAAAUUGGGGCUUACUUCUACGUAAACCAAUUACCAAAAACCACAAAUCUAAGGUGAAUAGAAAAAGUCGAUUCUUAAAAGGGAGAUAAGGGAAGAUUUUCUUAAGAGCGCUCUCUUAUUAAAAUUGAUUUCUCUCUAAGAAAGCAAUGGAAAAUAACUCGAACUUAAAAAUCACUAGAGGUUUAAAAUCGAUUUUGGUAUGGUAUCUCAAAUUCUUAUUUAAUAUAUUUGUAGUACGGAAGUCUGUCGGAUAAUUUCCUCAAGACCAUGUUCUAUUUUUCAUUGCAUACUGUUAUAGAUUCCUAUUGAAACCGCUUUACACCUCUAGAGAUUUGUUCUACAUUUUGCCAGGAAAAUAGGUCAAUUUUCUUUUAGACCUCCAGUUUUCAGGGUAAUAUGACUAAGCCGAUGGAAAAACAUUCCCUUUCUAGAAUUUUCCAACUUUUGGCAUCGACCCGCACUAAUGUGGAGCAAUCUGGACUCAAAUGUACCUCUAUCUUGCUAUUAUCGCUCCAAUAACUUUAGUACCUAUAUCUCAAGCCUCUGGUUUCUCAAACUCAGCCCUCAGCAUAAUAAUAUAUGGAAUGGAUGUAUUACGGUAGAGAAUAUUGAAUCGUUAGACAGCUCUAUUAUUUACUCAGAUAAAAAUACAGAAACUAUGUAGUCCCUAAACCGAGGCAAAUAACAUUCUUUUAAAUGUGUCUCGGUGUUACUCUAACUCGAUUGUUGUGUGUGUGUGUGUCUAGUUACAGUUUCCCCCAUCCCGACAGUACAGGAAUAUAUACAUAAUAAUUUAUAUAUAUUGACUUAUCUGUGUAUAGAUUACCCGUGCAGCGAGCAUUUAGGACCGGCCCGUGUACCUAAAAACAGCUAAGACAUAUUUUUGUAGACAAUAGGUCGAUAGAACCGGAUUUCUCCUAGGCGCCAUUGUUGGAACGUUUGCCAAUGUGCGGGUUGCCAGUGUUGAGAAGCGGAAGGGAAAGCUAAAGAAAUCGAAACCGAAAGCAAAUGCAUAGUUAAGAAGUAUCACUGAUUGGAGGGGGAUAACCUAAAAUCUAUCUGUAGAAUCGUAAUGAGUGUACACUUAGUUAAAGUUUUUUUUUCGUUAACAUUUUACGGUUAGCAUGUAGUGUUGGUUAAUGCCAGGCAAAAAGAUUGAAACAAAUGGUUAAGAUUGAAAACGCAAUGAAAACACCAAAGAAUAAGACAAAGACAAAAGCAAAUGCAAGUAAUGAAUACGAGUAUAGAUCGAUAGAUAUAUAUAUGAAGAUGUUAUCGUAUGGAAAGUUAUAGUCGUGUUAUAGGGUUACUUUUGAGAUACAGAACGAAAAACGGGCCAAAGUGAAACGCAGCUAUUAUAUUGCAUACAUCGGACAUCACACGUAAUCUAUUUGUGGUACAAUAAAGUAUAUACCCGGAUUCAAACCCCUCCCCCAAAAAAAAGUGGAACAGAGUGUUAUAUUUAUACUAUAAUAGUUAUAUGUAUUGCUACAAGAAAUACUUCAAAAUACUAAUAUACCGAAUUACUAUGCGAAUACGAGUACUAAACGGAAAUCUUAAGGAAAUACCAAGGCAAAUCUUAAACUUAUACGGAUAUUGAUGUGUUGCAAACGAAAUGAAAACUUUAAAGAAUUUAUGUAAUUAUUUAAUUCCAGCAAAUCGUACAAUAUCAAGUAUACAUAUAUCUGCGUAUAUAUCUGUGUGUGUAUCAGUGGUUGUUUCAAAUACAAUAUAAUUCCGAUCUUUGGCAGGCCAAAGUCCCUUAAACUCUUGCUGGCUGAUGGGUAUAUGAUAUAUAUUUUUUUCCUUCGGUUCUGUAUUUGUUAAGCUAAAUGAAUGAUUAAGGAUUUGUUUGUUUUAGAAGGAUUUGCUUGCAAGAGUUUAAAAUAAAUUUAUAAAACAAUUGGCCAAAACGCAGAGCACCCAAAAAAGAAAAGAUGAGUAAGUAAGUGAGUAGAUCUGUCAUUAUGGUACCUAGAAAUACGGACAUGAGUGUGAGCAUUACGUAGAAUAAAUCGCAUUACAAUUGAUUUAGUUAGGCGGCGCACUGUGGCCAAUCACCGAGUUUACAGUACAUAUGUAUCACUCAAUCACGGAAGGGUUUUCGAAAUUACAAACUAAGUUCAAAUUUAGUUUGAGGACACAGUGCGUUAGUUAACAAAAGAAGAAAGCAAAGCCACGUAGAAUUGAUUAAGGUGUUAGCGAUCCCAAUAAUUCGUGGGUACUUACUGCUUAGGCUCAGUAUUUAUGCCCAGCAAAAGGAAUGCUAAAAUACUUCUCGAGAAAUAUUUAAAUUUCUAGUUUUCUUGAACGAUAAGUAAAGAUAUCAAGAUAUUGCAGAUUAGGUUUAUAUUUCUUUAUAAGCUAAAUUUUCAUUAAGUUUUUUGAGGAAUCAUAAAAAAAAGGGAUUACAUUUUGUAGACAUAAAUACAGAGUCUUAUGUAGGAUGGCCCCGAAUCAUCUUGUUUCUGGAGUAGCGGUCAAGGUUGUAUCUGCACCCUAUCGCAUAUCCCACUCCCAUUCCCCAAAUCCAUUUAUAAUACUAAUAUAUCACUAUGCUAACAUUCUGUAAGUCCCCUUUAAAUGCGAACUUCUUUGGUUCCUAGGCCACAACCUCUGCAGCUGGAUAUCUUACAAAAUACAUAUAUAUUAAUAUGAAUAUUUACAUACGGCAAUACAUAUAUGCAUAUACUAUAUACAUACAUAUACAUAAUGAAUAAUUAAAAAUGUAAUUGAUAAAUGCGAAGAGAUAAGAACCGGAAAUAAAUGCAAGGG
This is a messenger RNA of Drosophila subpulchrella, 4561 nucleotides long. Its product is annotated as ras-related protein Rap-2b. The transcript has 6 exons. The record is from RefSeq and is a predicted model, not a curated record. Lineage: Eukaryota; Metazoa; Arthropoda; Insecta; Diptera; Drosophilidae. Gene Ontology annotation, molecular function: GTPase activity; GTP binding. Bases 717 to 1661 code for a protein of 314 amino acids.